AUGAGUGAAGGGGGAGUUCCACAUCUGUAUAAAAUGCAAACUCCUCUUACCGACCAGGAGAUGUCUAUAUUUUCAUUGUUAAUUACUGUUAAAAAGUAUUUUAAUAUCGAGACGGGUAUUAGAGUUGUUGGCGGGUGGGUCCGCGAUAAAGUGAUGCGUCUUGAAAGUCACGACAUAGAUAUUACAACAGAUGGUGUGAGUGGUGUCGAGUUUAGUAAUUAUGUUAUUGAGUAUCUUCACGCGAACAAUAUUCCCACAUCAUCGACGAAGUACGCUACUCAAUCAGAACACUUGGCUACUGCCACUGUCUCGUUCUAUGGACUUUCUAUUGACUUUAAUAGUCCCAGAGCUGAAGAAUACCACGACACACGUAUUCCAAUUAUUCGGAAAGGUACUUUACUCGAGGACUGCCUUCGCCGUGACUUUACUAUAAAUGGGUUGUUUUAUAGAAUAGAGGACGGUGUAAUUGAAGACUACAGUUCCGGUUACGCAGACAUCAACAACAAAGUUUUAAAAACACCGAUCGAUCCUUUUGUGAGUUUUGUAGAUGACCCACUUCGCGUGUAUAGGGGGAUAAGGUUUGCUUCAAAGUUCACAUUCACAAUCGAAAAGAACACAUGGGAGGCCAUGCACUCUGAAGCUUUUAAAAGGGUCACCAACAAAGUCACAAAAGAGAGAAGGCUGCCAGAAAUUAACAACAUUCUGAAAACGUGUAACGCCGGAUUUGGACUUCACUGUCUGGCGGACUGCGGACUAAUCGAGGAGGUCGUUACUUGUAAUGCAAUUCAAACUGUUUUACCAAACUUUAUGUAUUCGGAUUACGCUGCCGCUACGAUAAAAUUGGCUUAUAUUUGCGAGGGAAUAUUAAAAAGGUGCUUUGAAACACCAGAAGUCUUCAAUUCAUUGACGUGCGGGUAUUCAUCAAACGCCAAUAACAAAGACUAUAGUACAGUGAGCUAUUUUAAUGAUAUCGCAAAUUAUGGAGAAAUUAUGAGAAUACUGGGACUGUGUAGCAUCUGCUUUGCUUUUAAAGACAUCACGUACGUUUUUAAAAACAAGACGUAUCACGUGUAUCAAAAUGUGAUAAUUGAUGGACUAAAAAUGACGGCAAAAGACAGAGAACUAGUUGACUGCAUUUUUGAUAGUGUUAACCUCUUCCAAGAAAAGAGUGACGUUUGUGAAAGGCUUAUUCUUGGACGUAUGAUGCUUAAAGCAAAAACGAUGUGGACUGUCGUGUGUGUAUUCUACAUUGCAAUUCAUUGUGUCAUUGAUAUUCCACAAAUACCUUUUCUUCAAUUUGGAUUUGAUGGAAAGGAGGCUCACGCCAAAUUGCUUGCUUUGUAUAGUAAAAUAUACAACUACGGACUUGUACACAUCUGGGAGCUAGAACCCGCGUUCAAUGGAAAUCAAAUUGCUGAAUUAUUCAACAAGAAAAAGGGAAAGUGGAUACAAAAGGCGAUGAGCGAUUUGAUUGAGUAUCAAAUCGCUCAUCCCGAAUACACAACGGAGUCCUGCAAACUAUUUUUGUGUUCACAGAACUACAACUGA
Messenger RNA from Entamoeba invadens IP1, 1548 nucleotides. Its product is annotated as polyA polymerase, putative. The record is from RefSeq and is a predicted model, not a curated record. Lineage: Eukaryota; Evosea; Mastigamoebida; Endamoebidae. Gene Ontology annotation, molecular function: ATP:3'-cytidine-cytidine-tRNA adenylyltransferase activity; RNA binding. The transcript has a single exon. Gene Ontology annotation, biological process: tRNA 3'-terminal CCA addition. The coding region runs from base 1 to 1548 and encodes 515 amino acids.